AGAGGAGAGAGACAGACUAUGCCUUCACCAAAUUAAAUAGCGUCACUGUACCCCUUUUUUUUCUUGUGGCCAAUCAAACAAGUACUUUGGAUCUUAAGAUCGAGAGUGAAGAAGAGAGACUAACUCAGAAACCCUUUUGAGAGCGGCACAGUGCAGGCCAAGCUAUGGCUUCGUCUUUGCUUCUCAACCUCUCUCUCCGCAAACUUGCUCUGAGAUACCAAACCCAUCGGAUGUUCUCCUCAUCCAUCACCACCAACCCUUACUUAGUGUAUGCUAAAACAAUUUAUGGAAACCCUGAUGAUGAGAAUCUUCAUGUAAGAAGCGAUAUCCACUAUUUUGACCCGGUCAAGGAAGAUGAAGUGAUUGUACGAGACAAGGCACUUCCCAUGGAGUUUCGUAAAGAGUGUUUUGUGGUCGGAAUGUCCCAUGGUUGGGUAGUUUUCAAGGCCCGGUCUGAUGAUAAGAAAGAUAAAGUCAUAUAUAUUAGCGACUACUACAGUCCUUGUGGUUCCAAAUCAAACCCUAAAACCAUUCCUUUACAUCCCAUGGGUCAACCUAAUCCUGCCCAACAGCUUGGCAUCACUAACGCCGCAAUGACUUGUUCACCUGAUCAAAGCAAUGAUUUCGCAGUGGCUGUCAACUGCUUAGGACCUGUGAUCAACUUCUUUAGGCCUGGUGGCAAACACAAGGAUUCUGGUUCCGUCUUCUUUACCACUCCUCUCCAGCAUUUUAAUCAGUCAAAGGUUAUGUAUUCAAAGGGAGAUGAAAAGUUCUACACCACUAGUGUUGGCGGCCAAUUCUUGCUUUCCUACGAUGCUUUCUUCGAGGAGGAUAUGACCGGCUCCGCGGUGCAUGAGCUGCGGUUCAUCAACCAUCCUGAGUUGACUCAGUCCGAGUGGGAGAUAUUGGACUCAUGUUCCAAGACUGUACACCUUGUGGAGUCUCCCUCGGGGGAACGUUUUUUAAUCAAAUGGUACGCUCGGAACCACCAACCGGGGAAGGAGAUGACCUUCUUGUGUCGCGGAACAAAGCGUUUCAUGGUGUUUAGAGAGGAAGAAGAAACAAGGGUCAUGUCUUACACAGAGGACAUUGGUGAUCUCUGCAUAUUCCUGGGCAAUAGUGAGCCCUUCUGUGUCAAGGCAAGCUCCUUCCCUGGCUUAAACCCUAACUCCAUCUAUUUUGCAGGAGAUGGCUUUGGUGUUUACGAUAUAGCCACUAGAAAACCACGUUCCUUCCGUCCCAAGUCUCCCGCAGCCUUCUCUACAGCAUCACUCGCCUUUCACUGGAUCCCUCCAAUGUCUCUCUAGUUACUAGUUAUCCCCAAGAUUAUUAUGUCUCUAAUUUGUGUUGAACUCUAUACAAUAUGUUGGUUUUCACUUGUACUAGUUACUAUCUUCAUUUUUCUUUAAAUAAAAAAUUAUAAAAUCUAAAACACUGAUGUGGUUGAAGU
Messenger RNA from Brassica oleracea var. oleracea, 1450 nucleotides. RefSeq lists its product as uncharacterized. The coding region runs from base 165 to 1307 and encodes 380 amino acids. NCBI's taxonomy places the organism in Eukaryota, Viridiplantae, Streptophyta, Magnoliopsida, Brassicales, Brassicaceae. The transcript has 2 exons. The record is from RefSeq and is a predicted model, not a curated record.